Prunus dulcis (almond) is the source of this 634-nucleotide messenger RNA. RefSeq lists its product as uncharacterized. Lineage: Eukaryota; Viridiplantae; Streptophyta; Magnoliopsida; Rosales; Rosaceae. The record is from RefSeq and is a predicted model, not a curated record. The transcript has a single exon. Bases 76 to 288 code for a protein of 70 amino acids.
GAGAGAGAGAGAGAGAGAGAGAGAGAGAGAGAGACCGAGAGAGAGAGAUACGGACAGAGACAGAGGCAUAGAGAGAUGGGUGCUGAUUGGGGACCAGUCAUUGUUGCUGUGGUCUUGUUCAUCCUCCUUUCGCCAGGGCUGCUAUUCCAAUUACCGGCAAGAACUAGGGUAAUGGAGUUCGGAAACAUGAUGACAAGUGGGAUUGCUAUUCUGGUUCAUGCUGUCAUAUACUUCUGCAUACUGACCAUCUUGAUCAUAGCAAUUGGUAUUCACAUACAUGUCAACUAGUCCAUAUCAUUUUCAGCCACCACCCACAGUGGUGUUUGUUCUUUUCUUUUAAUUUUUUUCUGAAGUGAUUCUUCCUCUUUCUACUACUGUGCUCCUUCUUUAAUGUUGUCCUGCUACCUGAUUGGUUUAGUUCACUUCACACUCGGCAUUGACACAUUGUAAAGGAGCAUCUCAAUGAAUUGGUUCAUAACAUCAAUCAGGCUCAACAACACAAGGUUGUUCCAUAUUGAGUUUGAUCUGACUUAGUUUCCAAUCUAUAUUGUUUAAGUUUUAUAGUAUCAGUGGCUACACAGAAAGAUCUAUCUGUAAUAAACCUACUUUUAUGGAGUUGCUUAUCAUUUUAACA